AUGUUUACUUUUGCCUCAACUCAGUACAUUAUUAUCCCGCAAUCCGAUACAUUCCGCUUCCUGGUUGAUGUCCAUCUGUUGGGCAUCGAGAUCCGGACCGUUUUCUCUAACCUGAUGAGUGCAGAGGGAGGCAUUUACAACGCUUCGGAUCAUUAUCACCAUCAUAACAGCAUCAGGUGCCUGUCACUCGGCCAUGAAGUGAUGCAUGUUCAUCAACAAGAGCAAUCAAACAGACAUGUGAACAUCCAAUCCUAUGCACUCAACGAUUGGUGCCUGCUACAGCUCCUCAAGAUUGUUCCGGGAGACAGUCCGGAGGCAUUUGAUCGUCUAUUUUUAAGGUGCAGGGCCGAAGACGAUGGACAAAUGUCAAAAACCGGUCAAGAAAGAGCUAGUCUCCACACGAGUGAUUCAAAGCUUGAUCUCAAACAUUUGAUCCAAUAUCCACUUUCUAUCGCAGAAAGCCGAUUAGCCAAUGAGCAAAAAGAUCAAGACCAUGUUCGCGCCUUGCUCAGAUAG
Molecule: messenger RNA, 516 nt
Organism: Fusarium graminearum PH-1
Lineage: Eukaryota; Fungi; Ascomycota; Sordariomycetes; Hypocreales; Nectriaceae
Exons: 4
Coding region: 1-516 (171 amino acids)
Source: RefSeq, a predicted model, not a curated record